Amphimedon queenslandica is the source of this 599-nucleotide messenger RNA. RefSeq lists its product as uncharacterized. The annotation marks the transcript as partial. The record is from RefSeq and is a predicted model, not a curated record. NCBI's taxonomy places the organism in Eukaryota, Metazoa, Porifera, Demospongiae, Haplosclerida, Niphatidae. The transcript is spliced from 2 exons.
ACGAUUCACCUCAAAAGAGGAAAGUGACCUCAACAGUUGAGACAUUUUCCUUUUCAUCAGCUCGCUGGUCCUCUCACCUAACAAGAGGCACUCCUCCAUUAGGAGUCAUUGGCUACUCCUGUACCACCUUUCAUUUUAAUAUUUAUUAUUAUGCUGGCUGGUGUGGUCAUGAUCAGUGUUUCCACAACAGCUUAACUGUACUAAAUACACUGACCAUGAGCUGGACUCAGAUGCAUCCUAACGAUGAGUCCAUGAUGAAGAAAGUUCAUGCUGGGAUGGUGUCACUAGAUUUUGAUGGAACUGACUAUCUUUUUAUGGUCGGAGGGACAGGUUUGCCAGCUGUCAAGCAUUCUCAGUUUCAAUAUGAGCAGCUUAAGGAUGGCCGUACUCGUACUAAUGAACAGCUACUUUGCAAUCUAUCUAAUGGGCAAUUCACUGUUCCAUUUGUCAGUGGUCAGUGUUGUCCUCCUACUGGUAGUUUCACAAUCAACAAAAUAAAUGGAAAUAAAGGAAUAAUGUUUGGAGGAGUAGUACCUUAUCAUGGUUCUAGUAUGUCUACUAAUAAUGUGUUCAUAUUUAAUGUGACACAUAACACAAUA